GGAAACACUGCUUAAUGAAACGUUGUUCAAUAGUUCGGGCAUUGCGAGUGCUUGCUGUUAGUAUUGACUUUCUGUAUACACUUUUCUGGAGGUAUUAUAGCAUCACUGAAACGGAUAUAUAGAAGACAAUAUUAGAAAUAAUAUUCAAAAAUUAAUUAAUGGUUUUCAAGGAGCAUAGAUGGCGCGCAAUGUUUCUCUAAGUGGAGACAUGGACAACAAUUCUGCAUUGAAUGCUUACAAUUCCACUAUCAACAACAAUCUGAAAGAAGCGGGGAAUGACAUCGCUCUUGUUGAAAGAUAUGCCGUACCAAUAAUAUGUACGCUUGGUUUGUUAGGAAAUACUAUGUCAUUUAUUGUAUUUAUCCAAAAGUUCUUAAGACAAAAAUCGUGCAGUUUAUUUCUAGCGGCCCGAAGUCUCAGCGAUAAUGGAUUUCUAAUCACUCUAAUGAUAAUGUGGACUUCUUCCGUGUUUGACUUACGACUCAGCAGAAUAGCUGGAAUAUGUCAGAUCAUAGUUUUCUUGACAUAUGUUUUCGGAUGUCUUUCAGUUUGGCUUGUUGUAUUUGUGACGACAGAAAAUUAUAUCAGGAUAUGUAAACCAUUUAUGGUUAGUAGUUUAUGUCAGACAACGAAAGCCAAAUAUGCUGUGAUAAUUUUACUGAUAUGUGUGUUAUGUUGCUAUAACUUUCCACUGUGGACGAUGACCGAAGAAUGUAUUCCAAACGAGAAACAUCACAACUUUCUUAAAAUCAUGGUUUACGUGGAUAGUGUGCUUACACUUGUUGCUCCAACAGCGAUUAUGGUAUUUCUUAUGUAUCGGAUAGCAAUGUCUUCUCUCUCAUCUUGUAAACGACGGCGCCGGCUAAGUUCAUCUUCAUCACAAAGAAUCAGCAAUCUGACGACAAAAGUAACAACAAUGCUCCUCGCCGUCACGCUAAUAUUUAUUGCCCUGAACCUGCCUUUACACGUUGUGAGAUUGCGACUCCUCAUAAUAUCAUUCAUUAAGGACCAGUUAGAUAUAUCCACACCGCUUGAUUUAAUAAUUCAGUGUAUUUCACAACUGAUAUAUUAUCUAUCUCUUUCGGUAAACUUUGUCAUUUACUACCUUUUCGGUAGUACAUUCAGGAAGACAUUUAAAGGCCUCUUCCGUGGCAAGACAAAAAAUGUGUAUGCUCAAACUGAGUAUAGUGUAAUAUUAUCAUCUAAGGCACGCAAAGUUGGACUUGGUUCUCAGCCUGCAACUGAUGGCGGAAUUACUAACAAUAACCUUUUGAAACCUAAUGACAUAAAUGGUGAAAGACCAUUACGGAGGGUUAGGAGUUCUGAAAUGUAAUGUAAAAUAGUGGUACUGUUCAUUGGCAAACGAUCAUCAAGUUAUAUAUUCAGACGUUGUUUCUUAUUGGUAUAUAUUAUCAUAAAUGAUAUGAAAUAUGCCACUGGUAUAACAUGUGCAUAAAGCGUAUGUUGACUCUUACGAUAAAUGUGUUUUCUUAAAGACAUUCUUGCUGAAUAAGUAAUUAAGACAUUUUAAAAAUGUUUUUAUUUUGUAUAUAAAAAUAUUGAGGUCUUGAGUAUCAAACUAUUCACCAACGGUUUGCCGUUGAAAUGAAUAUCAAGAGAUACAAAACGACGUUUGUAAUUUAUUUCAUUACGAGUACUGGUAGUGGCAUCUUUUGAAUAAAGAAAAUGUUAUAAAGUACUUUGCCUCCAUAACAAUAAAAUAUAUGAAUCAGAUUUUAUUUUCUGGGAGGUUUUUAUCUUGUUUGAAUCUUUAUUCAUACAAAGUUAUAUCCAUUUUUCCUUUGUCGACAGCAGAAUAACAAACAAAGCGAGUGCGUCGUAACGUAUUUAAUCAAUACACAUUAAAAUAAUUCUGCAAUAAUAAUGACAUUUUCAAUAAAAGUUAUGAGGAUAUUGAACGUAUUUUAUGUACCGUAAUAGAUAUUACAUUUAGGUAUUACCUCAUGUUGCGGAGUUACAAAAAGAUAUGAUCUUGUUUAAAACAAGUUUUCCUUAUGAAAUAAAACAAAA
Mercenaria mercenaria is the source of this 2031-nucleotide messenger RNA. RefSeq names its product FMRFamide peptide receptor frpr-18-like. Gene Ontology annotation, cellular component: plasma membrane. The record is from RefSeq and is a predicted model, not a curated record. Gene Ontology annotation, biological process: G protein-coupled receptor signaling pathway. Gene Ontology annotation, molecular function: G protein-coupled receptor activity. Bases 179 to 1333 code for a protein of 384 amino acids. The transcript is spliced from 2 exons. NCBI's taxonomy places the organism in Eukaryota, Metazoa, Mollusca, Bivalvia, Venerida, Veneridae.